Molecule: messenger RNA, 2013 nt
Organism: Callorhinchus milii (elephant shark)
Lineage: Eukaryota; Metazoa; Chordata; Chondrichthyes; Chimaeriformes; Callorhinchidae
Gene: hepacam2
Product: HEPACAM family member 2
Exons: 10
Coding region: 168-1547 (459 amino acids)
Source: RefSeq, a predicted model, not a curated record
GUGUGGGUGUGAGGAGGCGUUAUAUUGAUGUGGUGUGUGCAGUGUUGCACUGGGAGCCCUGGAGCCUGGGCAGACACUGUCAAACACUCAUUUGACUAUCAAACGAAGCGGGGACCAGUUGCUGUUGGAGCACCGACACACAAGGGGCUGAGCAGGGCUCUCUCUCUAUGGGACACGAUGCCUUGAUGGAUCCCUUGGGCAGCAGACUUCACCUUCUGCUCUACCAAAUAUGCAUCGUGACAAUAGGUACUUCAGGAACAGUAAAGGUGACAGUGCCAACCCAGCUGAUCUUGGGCACUGUCGGGCAGUCUCUCCUGCUUCCUGCAAAUUACACCACUGACUCUGGGGACCAUCAGGUGCAGAUAACCUGGACUUUUCAAAGCCAGUCUUCGGGCUCUAUGCUUCUGGUCACAGCUACCAAUAACGUUCUGACUCAUGAUAUGGAACAUGGACACAGGUUUUUUCUGUCCCCUACCAGUGCAUCCCUUUGGAUUAAUCCAGUCGAGUUACGCGAUGAGGGUGAAUACACUGUUAAAGUGACUGUCUCUGGGGUGAAAGUGGCUUCAGCCAGUCGGCAGCUCACUGUUCAUGUCAAUGUUCCCGUCUCUAAGCCCGUGGUAUGGAGUGAGCCAGUGUGGGGAGCCGUGGAGAACGUGGAUAAUGCCACUCUCAACUGUUCUGUGGAUAACGGCACUAAGAUUGUUUAUCAGUGGCUAAAGGCAGGGAAGCCUAUACGGCCCAGCUCUCGGCACACCUUUUCUUCAGACAACAAGACACUGUUCAUUUCACCCGUUCUGAAAGAGGAUCUCAGCAAUUACAGUUGUGUGGCCAGGAACCCAAUCAGUGCAAAUGAGAGCGAACCAGUCACACCUAACAUUUACUAUGGACCCUAUGAUCUGACAGUGAAUUCAGAAGCCCAAUAUAAAAUCCGUGAGGGAGUCUUCGCCAUUGGCAAAGGAAUGCCAAUCUUGUUCAAAUGUUCAGCCAGCUCCAACCCACCGAAUGUCUAUUCAUGGUUUCAAAAAUCCAACAACGAGACAAGACCCAUUCAGUGGGGGCCACUGCUGAGAAUCAAUUCUGGAAAAGCCCCUGAGAAAGCUGACUACACAUGCUGCGUGUACAACAACAUCACUGGCAAACGGGAUGAAGCUCAGGUCACACUCAUACUCUCUGUAGCAGGUCAAGAAGCCAAGAAACACACCAGAAGUUCCCUUCACUCUUUAACAAUCAUUGUAGCGAUCUCCUUGGCUCUGAUUGUGUGUGUGCUUUUUUACUUUUGUUUCAGACGAUGUUAUCCACGAAAAGUUAUCAGACAGGAGCUGUAUCACAGGUCACCAAUAGAAUACAUCCGAGCACAUGAAAUGUCAGUGGCACAUGAAUCUUCAAUGGAUGAUUAUGGAAUAUAUGAAUUUGUGGCUGUCCCAGAACCAGCUCAGGUUCAACAGGCUCGACCAGAUAAAUUAAGCACUGUGUAUGACUUUAUUCGAGCUCCAGAUCUUCACACGACUAUUUAUGAAGUUAUUUGCCAUUCUCCAGAAACUUUCUGAUGACCUGACCAUCUGUCACAGUAGUCGGAUACUACGUAUUGGACCAUAUAAGAAAACUGAAGACAAUCAUGCAAUGGCUGGCUAAUUCUGCAUUUUGACAACAAACACUAUUAAUUGCUGGCAGGUGCCUUGAAACAGAGCUUUUGUAGUCAAGAACUUUGCAUUUUUGCAUAAACAUGCAUUUAUUUUUACUUAUCUACAAAGUUCUAUUGGUGUAUCACUGUGGAUUUUAAAAGCUUUGCAAAAAUUCAGUAGAUGACUAGCUUGGUGAAACAGUGUAUUUUUAUGAUAAUCUGUAUUGAUCAGUUCUGAGCUUUAUCUGUGUAAUUGUGUUUACCUUCAUGUUUUCAAGGGUUCACUUUCUAUAAUCGAAUUAAAUCAUAAAAUGAUGUGUAGCGCACUAUCAUAUUAUAAAAGGGAAAACACAAACUAUGAACUGGAUCAGAUACAGUUAUACGAAAGGAAG